This is a messenger RNA of Abrus precatorius (Indian licorice), 1326 nucleotides long. Its product is annotated as cardiolipin synthase (CMP-forming), mitochondrial. Gene Ontology annotation, molecular function: cardiolipin synthase activity. The record is from RefSeq and is a predicted model, not a curated record. The transcript is spliced from 8 exons. Gene Ontology annotation, biological process: cardiolipin biosynthetic process. Gene Ontology annotation, cellular component: mitochondrion; membrane. Lineage: Eukaryota; Viridiplantae; Streptophyta; Magnoliopsida; Fabales; Fabaceae. Bases 125 to 1078 code for a protein of 317 amino acids.
GAACGUGUGUGACUUAGAACAGGAACGGCGCAGCCUAGGACACAUGUUUGAACGGACAAAACGCACGUAUCAUAUUCUCCUUCUUCACUGACAUCUAAAACCCCAAAGCUCGAAAAAUGUUUCAAUGAUGCCUCUGAUCACAAAGUUGCUGAAAUCAAAGCUCGUCCAAAACACCCAAACAAAAACCACAGCUCGAACAUUCCUAACCUACACAACCACAUUCCCAUUGUACGCACCUCACUACAACAACCGCAUCUUCCGCUCCCCAUUCCUCUCUCCCCAUGAGCGCGGCCCAGGCCCAGCCUCAGGCCCUCUCUUCCUCUCUUGGCCUCCGUGGAAACUCUCUCAGUCCGCUACCCCUCUCUAUUUGCACGGAAACGCCGUCGUUUUCCCUAAGGUCCACCCCUCUCCGUUACCUCUCCGUUUCCUAGAUCCGGUUCCCUCCAAUUCCAACACCUCUUCGCUUUUCAACAGCUUCGUCAAUCUUCCCAAUUUCAUUUCCUUUACCCGAUUAAUUUCCGGUCCUCUUCUCGCAUGGAUGAUCUCGAACGAGUUGUAUGCUCCGGCAAUGAUAGGGUUGGCCCUCUCUGGGGGCACUGAUUGGCUGGAUGGAUACGUGGCUAGGAAGAUGAAGAUCGAUUCCGUAGUGGGUUCCUACCUUGAUCCCCUUGCUGACAAGGUUCUUAUUGGCUGCGUAGCUCUUGCCAUGGUGCAUAAAGAUCUACUGCAUCCUGGACUAGUCAGUCUCGUGGUGUUCCGAGAUGUUUUCCUUGUUGGUGGUGCAGUAUUUCUAAGAGCAAGUAGCUUGGGUUGGAAGUGGAAAACCUGGUAUGAUUUUUCAAACCUCGAUGGGACCUGCCGCCAAAAGGUUGAACCACUCUUUCUAAGCAAGGUGAAUACAGUGUUCCAAUUACUAUUAGUUGCUGCAGCACUUCUUCAACCAGAGUUUGGAACCGAAGAUACUCAAUCAUAUAUUACUUAUUUGAGCUAUUUAGUGGGUUCAACAACAGUGGCAUCUACUGCAGCAUAUGGAGCACAAUAUUUUAGGAGAUCUGCAGUAGUAUCAAAAUCGGUCUAGUUGAGUUCCCAUUGAGAUGCAGAGGAUGAGGGGUGGGCACGGGCGAGGGCUCACUGCUGUAAAUUAUGGUUAUAUUAUACAGGCUGUUUGCAAAAAUUGGCUUCUGACAUAACCAUUAAAAUUAGGAGUGUUUUGAAGUGUUGUUUUCGAGAGUGACUAACCAAUGUUUAUCCCAAUGGACCUUGUUCCACCAUGUACUGGUCUCGUCAAAUGUUAGAUGGAAUAUAUUUUGUAAACGUUUUUGGAGU